This is a messenger RNA of Rotaria sp. Silwood1, 1347 nucleotides long. NCBI's taxonomy places the organism in Eukaryota, Metazoa, Rotifera, Eurotatoria, Philodinida, Philodinidae. The record is from the annotation of a GenBank genome assembly.
AUGGCUGAAACGAUAUUAAAAUUCAGUCGUAGUCUUGUUAAAAUUGAGACAAAUAAAGAUUUUUUAUCCGAUCAAAUUCAUUACCAAAUAACAUUUACUGUACUAAUUAUAUUUGCAAUUGCAUCAACAAGUCUUCAACAUUAUGCUGAUCCAAUCCAAUGUAUUGAUCCAGCUCAAUUUACUGAAGGUUAUAGAACAUUCGCGCGUACUAUAUGUUUGUUAAAUAAUACAUAUUUUUAUCCUCAAACUUAUACACGAUUACCAAUGAAUAAAAAUGAACGUUUACAACAUACACUUCGUUAUUAUCAAUGGUUACCAUUUGUUUAUUUAAUUCAAGCUUUUUUCUUUUUAUUACCACAUUUAAUUUGGAUAAGUUUUUAUAAACGAAAUGGUUUAAAUCCAGGUUUAAUGGUUAAUCAAGGAAAGAAGUUUGGUGAUAAACCCGAAAUAAGUCGUCGCCUUGCAAAAGAAAUUGAACGUUAUUUAAUGUGUAGACAAUUAGCACAAUGUAAAAAAAAAUUAUUAUUUCGUCAUAAUGUUGAUGAAAGUAUUGAUAAUGCUUCUGAACCUCUUCUUUUACCAAAUAUAUCAUUUCGUAUUCGAUAUCAUACAUAUUUUCUUGUCAUACUUUAUCUUUUUAUUAAACUACUCUAUAUUAUUAAUAUUAUUCUACAAGUGGUUGUAUUAAAUUUUAUUUUAUCAACAGGAACAUAUGGGUUUUUUCGUUUUGGUUUUGAUACUAUGAAAUAUGUGUUUCAGUCAUCAAUACGUGAACGUAUAAGUGAAUUAUCACACAAACAUCAACAAUUAUUUCCAUUUGUUACCUUAUGUGAUUUUCACAUACGAGAAUUAGGUCAAGACCAUUAUUAUACAAUUGAGUGUAUACUAUUGAUAAAUAUAUUCUAUGAAAAAGCUUAUUUUGCCAUGUGGAUUUGGUUUGCUAUACUUUUUAUAAUAUCAAUUAUCUCAUUUAUGUAUUCAUUUUAUAAUUAUGUUUUAUUCUUUUUUCGCUAUCGUUUUAUCGAUAAAUUUAUUCGUUUAGUUCAAGCUAAAAACAGACCAAAAAGUACACCUGGUAAAUCAAUGUUACAAAAUUCAAUAAAAGUUACAACAGUAGAUAAUAGAGGAGAAAAUGAUUUGUCAAUUGUUGCCGAUCAUCGAAAAGAUUUUGUUCAAUGGUUACAACGCGAUGGAGUUUUUCUUCUUCAUUUACUCAAUUCACAUUUAGGUGAACCAAUAACAAUUAAAUGUAUAGAAGAUUUAUUGGAUAUUUGGAUUAACAAUUAUAAAGAAAAAUCAAAACUUGCUGAACGAUUAUUAAAAAAUGAAUUUCAAUUCUCACAAUAA